GUUGGAAUAGUAAGUUAGAUUAAGGGAACCCUAUGUAAACACGGUUACUGUUACCACCCAAACUCGUAACCUGGCAGAGAGCAUUUGAAUUAAUGGGGCGGUUUUUCGUGACGCGUCGUCUCGUAAAGUCGUGAUGCACCGUCAAGAUGCCUAAGAAACUACUCAGUGGUCUCAUAUGUUGUCAAAUUACAUGUUUGCAGUUUUACCAAAUCCAUCCAUCCUUCACGCUACACUAAAAGAAAUGCAAUCAAACUGAAUCUAUCGAAUUGAAACCUCGUGACCCCUCGGCCCUGACGACCGAUGGUGCUACCACUCCAUCACCCCUGUGUCCCUGGUGGCGAGACCAUCAGCACUGGUGACCGUGGGCCCAGACGGGGGGCUGUCAGAGCUGGUGAUCGGGGCCGUUCUUGUGACGAUCAGCGCAGAGCUCGACACCGGCCGCACUCAGAAGUUCCACUUCAAGACGGCUACGCACUACCGGAAGGAGUACAAAGACCGUGAUGGGAGUGUGUACGGCGAGUACGGAGUACACAUGCCGGACGGCUGGACACGGGUAAUGGUGUACGAGACCUCUGCAAACAAACUGCGGCUGGUACACGAGUACCGAACACCCACCAAACGGCUACGAGGAGAAGGCAAGGAUUCGCCGCCAAGAAAGUUCAGGAGACCGCAGCCCCGCGAAGAGCUUGAUAAUGACGUCCAACCAGAAAUUCAAAUUAUUGCCGUGCCACAGCUUUGGAAAGUGCGAGGUGAGGAUCUGUUCGCCUCUGCCAGUGAGCAGCGCCCCGUCACUUUGGUGCUGGCGGGCUCCGACCAGAAGCCAACGCUGGCGCCACCUAGACUGACCGACCAGCGCGCCCUCUAUAACUUCGGUUACGCUGCUCCGUACCACGGCCACAACGAGACGGGCACGGAGAGCGGCGCCAAGUUCGGGGAGUACUACGUCGACCUGCCCAACUGCUGGCGAUCCGUGGUCAGAUACUGGGCCGACGAGAGCGGCUACCACCCGACGCUGCGCCGUAUGCGUACCCCAGGCUGUGAACAGCAGAAGCGGGAGGCGGUCAGCUCCGACCCAUCCGCUGCCGCCGACCCCUCGUCUCCGGACGGACCGUCCGCCGUGGCCCCUGGUAAGAGCCCGGACCCAGCUCCCGCCGGGCAGCCACAGGAGACCGAGACUCCCUCGGCAGCCCGCUCCGAGCCGCAGAGGACAGCGGGAAGGAGGGGACCGUCAGCGCCCGGCUCUCCCUCGGGGGCGACGGCAUCCUGCGGGAGCCGUACGGGUCCCGACGGCCAGCCAGCAGCCCCCAGCCGGCCGUACGGGUUCGCCUACAACGCGGGUACGCAUUACCACUGGGAGCGCGGUUUCGCCAAUGGAACCAAGAUAGGGGCCUACGCGGUGCAGCUGCCGGAUGGUACUCUUCGGACCACCACCUACACCGCCGACUGUUCAGGCUUCAAACCGAGCAUCACUGUCGAGCCGUUAGACGAGGCCAAGUUCCUCAGAGACUUCCAGGCGUUCAACCCGCCUAAGGAGGCCAAGCUGUUCGAGCGAGGUGAGCAGCCCCAGGCCUCCGCCCUGGUGCGUUCGGAACCGGCGCCGGCUCCGCAGAACCUACGAGCUCCGGGAAAGCAGAGAUCGGCAGAGGUCCGCGGAACGCCGCCCCGACUGGUGCAGGAGCGACGGAAGGAGACGACAUCCUCACCGGCCUCCACCAAACCGCCCACCACCACAGAAAGGCCCACGGCUGCCAGCACUACCACCACCACCACCACCACAGCGCCGCCAACGACCACAGCGGCGCCUCCACGAACCUCUGCUUCUCCCAGUCGACCGAUAGGUGGCAGCCCCAGCAGAAGCCGCUCCCCAGCCCGCCGCCUCGCCCCGAUCGUGCCCAUCCGACCGGCCGGCAGCGGGCCGUACCAUUUCUACGUCCACCUACGGCACAACUACCACGAGGAGCGGGGAUACGAGAACGGCACCGUAGCCGGUCAGUACGGCGUGGUCGGACCCGAUGGCGUGCUGCGGGAAGUGGGCUACACCUCCGAGCACGGCUUCGUACCCACGCUGACCGACACACCCGUCAGCGCCGACCACGACCUCAGCUCUCGGCCGAGGAAACUCUGAGGUCGUGUGUCUCUGAGCUCGUGAGGGAAAGUGCGGGGUGCGGGAGGACGAAGGGCCAGUGUCGGUUACUGGACUGACUGCAGGCGGUGGGUUUGACGCCGCAGUGCGGUCUUGGCUGUGGGAGAUGAAUAGAAUAGUGAGAGGUGAGGUGGCUAUUGUGAGGUAGUGUGUAAAAGCGUUUGGUGCACAUGUCGGUAAGAAGUGGCCAAUAGCCCAACAGAAGAGCUGACUACCAGGCUCGUGUCGGGAGAGCAAACAUUAUUGUGCCGUCGAGCAGAGUUGGGGGAAAUCACAUUUUUACUGCUACUCCAAAGAAAUAUUUGCGGGAAAACGAUCGCUCCGGCUGCACUAUGCUCACAAGUCACUUUUCAAGAAUGGUCGCCCACGGCCCAACCUCCCAAUGUAAGCGUUACGGAAGGAUUCAGUUGUGAAAAGGGGUGUGGACGAAUGACAGACAAGGGCGAGCAAUUUUGCUUUUAUCUGUUGUCAUCGAGCUGAAACUGAAGAGAACGUUCUUAUUCAAUGCUCACACUAAUGCUCAACGAAUGAUCAAACACUGUCAAAGCUUUGAACCCGUGCACCAUUGUGAAUGUUAAGCGCAACGCAGAUCAUGGAAACGAUAAUACAUUGCCAUGCUAUGAGGCACUUCCAUUACCAAAUACCCAUUCUGUGAACCAGAGCCCACAGCCACGCAUGUAACUUCUCGCGUUCAUCCUUUAUCAGUCAUACAAUAAGUAGAAGCUGCGCAUUUUCAUGAUUUGUCUGUAAAUAAAUGUCGCACGUUCCU
Messenger RNA from Amphibalanus amphitrite, 2912 nucleotides. RefSeq names its product polycystic kidney disease protein 1-like 3. Lineage: Eukaryota; Metazoa; Arthropoda; Thecostraca; Balanomorpha; Balanidae. Gene Ontology annotation, cellular component: extracellular matrix. Bases 533 to 2125 code for a protein of 530 amino acids. The transcript has 6 exons. The record is from RefSeq and is a predicted model, not a curated record.